CAUCCUGACGAGAAAAAAAAAAACAGGAAAGAGACAACUGCGUAUUACUGCGACCGAAAACUGCAAAACAAAACGCUCGUUCUCUGCUGUUGUCAUUCUUCCACACAAAUAGACAAAUAUAACCCGAGGAUUAAGGCUUUUAUAAGCCUUGGAAUUCUCCUUAAGUUCUGAUUCAGUAGCUGGGAUGCAUAAUUUCCCUCUAAAUUUUAGCUUGUUUAAUGGCAGGUAUUGGAAAUUUCACAGUAAAAAGGAAGAUAUAUUUAUUAGACAUAGAAGUGAAUUAAGCAACCGGCGAAGAUUAUUUACGCGGUCGUAAGAAUCUUUAAGGGGGUCUUUUUUUUUAUUUUAACAUUUGAAUGUAAAAGAGAGCUGUUUUUUCUCGAAUUUGAGAGGUUUUUAAAGGGGCUUCUUUAGGAUACAUCGAAGUUAGAGGUUAUUCUAUUUUAACCCAGUAUUGGUUAGUUAUUUCUUAUUGAUAAUCUUCAGUUUGUGUCGUAUAUUCUCCAAACUAACGUGCUAAACAUUGUUUAGGUUUGGUGUAACGGCAGAAUAACUGGCCUAUGGUUGUUUAUCAAAAAGACUGACAUCUAGUGGUAGUAAAGAGUUGUUGCAGUUCUGUCAGUAUAUAGUUGAAUAAACCAUGAAGCUCCUGGAAAACUCAAGUUUUGAGGCCAUAAACAGUCUGCUCACUAUUGAAACGGGAGACUGCAAGAUAAUUGGACGCAUUGAGAGCUACUCCUGUAAGAUGGCUGGUGAUGACAAGCAGAUGUUUAAGCAGUUUUGCCAGGAGGGGCAGCCGCACGUGCUGGAAGCUCUGUCUCCUCCACAGAGCUCUGGAAUCAGCCCCAACAAACUGAGUCAGAGUUUGGAUGAUGGGGAGGGUCCUCUCUCAGAUAAGUGCAGCAGAAAGACUCUCUUUUAUUUGAUCGCCACUCUCAAUGAAUCCUUCCGGCCAGACUAUGACUUCAGUCGCACCAAAGGCCAUGAUUUCAGCAAGGAGCCCAGUGUUAAUUGGGUGUUUAAUGCAGUGAACAGCAGUUUGUCUGCCGCUGCGGGUGAGGCGUACAGUCACCUACAGCCUCAGUUAUGGGAAGCCCUAGACAAGGAGAUCAGCCUCGCUGAAUGUGACAUAUACAGUUACAAUCCUGACCUGGAUUCAGACCCAUAUGGGGAAGAAGGCAACCUGUGGUCCUUCAACUACUUCUUUUAUAACAAAAGACUGAAGAGGAUUGUGUUCUUCACAUGCCGUUCUGUCAGUCUUUUCAUGGCUCCACGAGACUCUGGCAUCGGCACAGAAUUGGAUCUGGAGUUGGAUGAGGGCAGCUAUGAGGAAGAGGAAGAGGGGAACAUGGAUGAAGAGAGGUAUGGUGCACUGUGUGCCUGAUGAAGCCCUCGUCCCUGUCCUCUGAAGCCAGCAAUCUCUUGCCUGAGUUUUUAUGCCUGUUAAUCUUUUCUGUUUCUUAUGUGUUCAAUUUUAUAUUGUCGGUCAUUGUUAGGAAUGUUGUAAGGAGAGAUGUUGUAAUCCAGAGAUUUACAAGUGCUAUUCAUUGCACUUUAACAUUUACUUUGCAUUGCAUUCACUAGACUUACCUCUGACACUGGCCUUGGAGGGAACAAGCGUGACAUGUUUUUACUGUCUUUUCUUUUUUAUUUGUCUCUGAGAGUAAGUUGAAUUAUGCAGUUGUUUUACUUUCCCUCUCGUCCCCCCAAACCUCAUUUAUUUAUUCAUGUUCAUUAUUUCCACUAGUUUUUAUGUCUCCAUAAACGUCACAGUAUUUCCACUAGGUGGCAUAUUUCAACAUAUCAUCAUCUUUGCCUCCUGUCUCUGCACUUCAUUGGCAUUUUGAGCAAUGAAAUGAGAAGAUUGUACAUCAUAGUUCACAUUUAAAUGUUUAAUUCCAGUUUCCAUAUUUGUUAGGCCUACACCAUUUUUUUUUUUUUCUUUAUAUAUAUAUAUGAAGUUUUCCCUGUUCCCCCCCCCUUCUUUUAAUGAUAAUAGAACUACAUAGAUGAGUGUUUGUUUUUAGGCCUUAAUACAUUUUCCUGCAACUUUCUUGCCUCAGGAAAAAUAUAUAAACAGAGAACAGCGUAAACGUUGCCCAGUAGAUUUACUAAUGCGUUGACCUACGGAUCAACCUCCCUUUUUAGUUUUACCCCCAAAGCUAAUAAAUAUGUGAAAGAAAAACCAUGAUGGGUCUGUAAAAUUUUAUUUUUAUAAAGCCUUUUUUUUAAGCUGUUAAUGGUUUUUAUUUGGGUUUUGUAACAUUUGUGAGGUGUAUAAUGUGAAGUAAAUAUUGCAGUUCCACUUGCUUAAGUAAAGACCUGUUUGUGGUGAAUUAUUUUUUUCUGUUGUCUGACAGAACGCAUUUGACUAUAAAAGCAAAAUUUCUCUUCAUAUUCUUUGAUGUGUUUAUCUAACAAUUUUGUGGAAAGAUAUUAUGAUCUAUAAACUAAGAGUACAUGUCGGUGACUGUUACUAAACUUUAUUACAUCCCGUUUGAGAUCGUAUAGCUUGAUGUUGAAAGAAUUUGUUUGAUCAGAUUCAUCUUCUGUGGCUUGAAUAAUACUUCCUCAUGAUGAGCUCUGUAUUUCAUAUUGUCCACUGUUAUGUGUUGGAGGGCCUUGUGGUAAAGUCGCAAUCUUUUUGAAUUCCUUUUCUGUUUUAUAUUUGACUGUGACCCAUCUAUGUUUGUAAUUUCGAGCACUUUGAUGUACCACAAAGUUGAGCCAGUAUAAGAACAGGAAACAGAGAUGUAAGCUCUCUUUUGUUGUUAAUUGCAUACAUUUCUACAAAUGCUUUUGGAUUAUAGUCCUACAAAAAUACCAGGAUGAGCCCAACUGGAUGCAUUGAUACAUUAACAUGUCCUUCUUGGCAGCUUAAAACAUUUUUAUAAAUUUCCUUUUAAAGAGCCUUUGCGUUAUUUCCAAAAUGCUGUGUCAAAUAAAUAUCUACUGACUUAA
This is a messenger RNA of Ctenopharyngodon idella (grass carp), 2961 nucleotides long. RefSeq names its product MAF1 homolog, negative regulator of RNA polymerase III a (gene maf1a). Gene Ontology annotation, cellular component: nucleus. Bases 641 to 1384 code for a protein of 247 amino acids. Gene Ontology annotation, molecular function: RNA polymerase III core binding. Gene Ontology annotation, biological process: negative regulation of transcription by RNA polymerase III. The transcript is spliced from 7 exons. The record is from RefSeq and is a predicted model, not a curated record. NCBI's taxonomy places the organism in Eukaryota, Metazoa, Chordata, Actinopteri, Cypriniformes, Xenocyprididae.